Aspergillus homomorphus CBS 101889 is the source of this 3452-nucleotide messenger RNA. Its product is annotated as WD40 repeat domain-containing protein. Gene Ontology annotation, cellular component: mitotic spindle. Gene Ontology annotation, molecular function: protein binding. NCBI's taxonomy places the organism in Eukaryota, Fungi, Ascomycota, Eurotiomycetes, Eurotiales, Aspergillaceae. Bases 140 to 3316 code for a protein of 1058 amino acids. Gene Ontology annotation, biological process: regulation of mitotic cell cycle; mitotic spindle organization. The record is from RefSeq and is a predicted model, not a curated record. The transcript has 4 exons.
CGACUUGUCCUCCUCGAAGAAAAACACACGCGCGCACACACCAUUCGAACAGGUUUGGUUUAAAAUUAUCAAUGCACCCAUAUAUCUUUCGUUAUCUCCAGGGCUUUCCACCAUAAUCCCCGCAAAAUCAAAUCGAAUCAUGAUGGCAUACAAUACUUUGAACGCCAAGAGCAAGUCAAACUCAGGGUCGUCCUUUCGCAUCACCCCCACAAACUCGCCAGUCUUGAGACCUUCCACGCGGUCUUCGAUGCACAAGACAUCACUACAACAGGCAGUCCUGACUCUACAGGCGGUAAUUGGUACCACAACCAGCUCACCGCGAGGCUUCUCUAUUCAUGCGGGGAGUAACUCCUUCGCUAUUUGCGCCGGUUCGACCGUCGUUCUAGCAGAACUCGAUGAACAGAAGACCCUCCAACAGCGCUUUUACAGGGCUCGACCCUCCGCAACCAGUGUCAAUCCUGUCACAUCUUUCUACAAUAAUGCCACCCCACCCACUACUCCGGACAAUAGAGCGAAAACUCCGUUAGGCACAAAGUCUGCAGCUCAAAACGCUCUUCACAGUGGGACUCCUGGCAGUGAGUUGGCGGACGGUCAUAGUCCGCGUGCCUGGUCGUCCCGUGAAAGAGUAAAAGCGGUCACCAGCGUCGCGAUCAGUCCGAACGGAGGGUUGCUUGCAGUAGGAGAGACUGGUUAUGGUCCGAGAGUUCUCCUCUACUCCACUGCCAAGGGCGCUUCCUGUGAUGUGCCGCUUUCAAUUCUAACUGAACAUACUUUUGGAGUGCGUGCCCUGGCGUUCAGCCCAGAUUCGCAAUAUCUUGCGACUCUUGGCGAUGUCAAUGACGGAUUCCUGUUUGUUUGGUCCGUCAACCCAAAGACAGGAUCGGCGAGGCUUCAUUCCACUAACAAAUGCACUUCCUUCAUUCGUGACAUGACAUGGGUUGGACAAACUUUAGUCACGGUAGGGCUCCGGCAUGUGAAGGUUUGGAGGCUUCCGGACGUGAGGCCAGGGUCUCCGAAGUCUCGUCUGACUGCUGAGCCAAGUGCCAGUCCAUCUAGUCAUAACCCCAGGGCUUUGUCUGGAAGAAACUGUUUGCUGGGCUCGCUGGCGGAAAGCACAUUCACCAGUAUCGCAGGCAUUUCGGACUGCGAGUCAAUAGUAGGAACAGACACGGGGGCCUUAUGCUUCCUAGAUCACAACGAUGGACCGCAGAAAGUGUCUGUUGCUCAUUAUUUCGACUUUGCCAUUACUUCGAUUGCGGUAGAUCUGGACAGCUCAUGUCUUUGGGUUGGUGGUCGUGGCGGACGUAUUCAGUCCAUGACUCUGGACAAACUGCGUUCACUAACUGUCCCAUCUUCUCCUGCAUUUUCAGGUAGAUCUUCGGUGGAACCAAUCACCAAGGGACCUGCUGUCACAUGUAUGGGGUUCCUUGGUUCCAACCUGAUCGCCGUUGAUUCUAGCAACAGCAUCAAUAUCUACUCGACUGAAGAAAUGAGUGAUGACUUUGAUGUCAACGAUGGUGCUUCAGGAAAUACUCUUUUCGCACACAAGGAUGCUGUUCUUGGUAUCCGGCCGCUCACAGCUGCCAAUGAUCUGGAAGCCGAGUUUUAUACCUGGUCACGCAGCGGCAUGGUUAAGUUUUGGGAUGGCAGAGGCAAAUGCCGGGGUUCACGUUCGAUCGUCCUCGAUCAUCCUUCUGGAGUCAACGACGAGAUUUCCAACGAGCUGAAGGUCUUACGGGUAACUCCAAAUAUGAAUCACUUCGUGUCUGGCGACAGGUUCGGUGUCUUGAGACUCUGGCAGAAUUAUCCUUGGAAGUGUAUCGACGAAGUCCGAGCUCACAGUGGGGAGAUCACCGAUAUCGCCGUGCACUUUUCAGCACGAGGACUCCUUAUUGCCAGUUCCAGUCGCGAUCGCACGGUACAGCUGUUUCUCAAGGCAAAUGAGAGUCUUGACUUGGUCCAGACUAUGGACGACCACGUUGGAGCUGUCAGUCAAAUCAUGUUCAUAAAUGAUGGACAGCGGCUGCUCUCAUGCUCCGCUGAUCGCACGAUUCAUAUUAGAGAGUGCGUAACACGUGGGGUCCACGGCGCGUCCGCAUUCGCGUAUCUGGUCUCCAAGGUGAUAACGUUGAAGGCGUCGCCAGUAUCUAUGGCACUACUACCAGAAAACGAGAACAUUCUCGUUGUCUCUACAACGGAUCGCUAUAUCCAACGCAUUGACCUGAGCUCCGGUCGACAAACUCAUUCGUUCCGAGCCACCGAUGCUGAUUCAACUGAUACAGUCGUCAUGAACUCACUGGCUAUAUCUGCUGAUGCCCUGGGGCAUGAAUCGCCAAAACUGCUCGUCGGAGUGUCGGGUUCAGACAAGUCUAUCCGUGUGUACGACCUAGAACGAGGCGUUCUCCAUGCCGCUGAGUUCGGACAUACUGAAGGAGUUAGCGAUGUUUGUCUGCUAUCGAGGAACUCAAAGUCAUCUCACCAUGGAAAUGAGCGUCUUCUUAUCAGUUCUGGAAUUGAUGGUCUUGUUAUGUUAUGGGACCUAUCGCUGCUUGCUCAACCAGCUCGGGAUCCCACGCACACCGGCAAUAAGGAGGAGCAUGACGCCCCAUUAAAAGCAUCGGCAGCUCUCAGGCCGCCUUUACGCAAAGUGCUGUCCAAGAACGACAUUGCCGAGUUUCAGCGACAAGAAAAUGUCGCGGUCACUCCGACGCCUGCGCGUGGACAUUCUCCGACCUUUCUACGUAAAUUUGCCAAACUAUCUCUUUCACCUUCUCCUAAACCCGGGAGUACUUCCCCGACAACACCUUCGUCGACAACUAGUCGCCGUUCUCCUAUUUCUAGCAUUCAUCGGGAAAGGACUCAUGCAUCACCUUCCUUAUGCAAACAAAAACCCCCCUGUGCUAAGAAAGCCGUGAGCAGCCGCAAAGAAUCUCGCCGUUCAUCCAUGGACUUCCGGACUCGUGCUAGAAGCAUGGGUAAAAGCGAUCUCGGGGCUCUCGACAUGUCUACUGAACAAGUGUGUCGGACAUUGAAGGCUUACCGCAAGAGGCUCAUCAACUCGGCCGAGCAUUUACAUACGCAAAAGGAUCUAGAGACAGAGCUUGAACUUACACUGCGCGUCUUGUCAUCGCGGAACAGAACUCUGGAGAACGAGACUGACAGCAGCGGUAAGGAAAACGAAAAGAUCUCGAGAAUCGGCAAAUUUCACGAAGGCUCAUAUUACCCCGAGCGCCUACCUUCAAUGCCAGAGAUUCGACGAACAGACUCAUGCGCACCCUCGGAGAUUUCUUCCCUCGCCUUGAAUGGCGAUGAUUGAGCGAUGGGGGUUCAAUGGCAGGCCCAUUGCUUUCAUACCUGUUUCAUGUUGGGGAGCUCGUAUCUUCCUCUAAUAUCCUACUUUUCUUUCUCCCUCAAACUGUUAUAGACUAUCCCACAAGUAGGGCCUAUGCAUA